GACCAUAUCAAUCAGGAGAUCUGGAGUGGCGACAUUAUUUUGGGUCAAUGUGACCUAUCAUUGGCAUGGCGUGAGGGGUGCAAAGCUUCUCUUUUAGUCCUUACCAUGUCUGAGCUUAAUCUUGUUCAUUAUUCAUUCACAGAGCUUUUUAAGGACCCUGCCAUCAAUGUGCUGUGUCCAUUCGAACAGAAUAAAUAUCUCAGGAUUACCAGUGAAAAAAGACUUGAGGACGUCAGUCGCAUACCAAAGCUCUCUCCUCUCAUUCCACCCACUUCAGCCUUGCAGCACCUAGAAACAGUGUUAUCGGCAGAUGAAGAUCAUGAACUCAUGUUGACGUUCCAAGAGGCAUUGAUUGAUGAAUUCAUCGUUGAUUGCCCUCCCACUCCAUCUUCUAGCCAGCUUCUCCCCACAAACCCUUUGGUGCUUGUAUUACCACAGGGCCCUGGCAUACAUCCAGAAGAUUACCUACUGUACAGUGGACACUGGAUCCAUAAGCAAACUAUUUUCCGACUUGUCAUCAACAAGGACUUCAUCUCAAAAUCCCUCAAUCGACUCGAGUGUGUCCGUGCAGGUUAUACCAAGGUAAACAAAUGC
Suillus bovinus is the source of this 594-nucleotide messenger RNA. RefSeq lists its product as uncharacterized. The transcript has 2 exons. The record is from RefSeq and is a predicted model, not a curated record. The annotation marks the transcript as partial. NCBI's taxonomy places the organism in Eukaryota, Fungi, Basidiomycota, Agaricomycetes, Boletales, Suillaceae.